This is a messenger RNA of Arachis ipaensis, 1460 nucleotides long. RefSeq lists its product as uncharacterized. The record is from RefSeq and is a predicted model, not a curated record. NCBI's taxonomy places the organism in Eukaryota, Viridiplantae, Streptophyta, Magnoliopsida, Fabales, Fabaceae.
GAGUUAUUGAAUAAAAUUUCACACCAAUCUCACACUAUUAAAAUCAUCAUUGAUGGCUAUUUGAUGACUACAAAUAACAAAAGUUGCUGGCGCUAGCAUUUUUUAUCAUAAAUAUAGGCAUCAUUUGUUUUUAUUUGAAAAAACCUUUAAUUUGACCUAUUUAAUUAGCUUCACCCAACUCAUUCUUCUUUCCUUUCUUGCACCACUGUUACUACACACUCAAAAUUAUACUAAAAUGGCUACCACCAUGUCUCCACUCACCACCGAAGAGCUCCACCACUUCCACAAAACCGACCGCAGCCUCUUCCGCUUCCUCAUCUUCAAACUCCGCCGUGACAUCACGCAAUCCCUUCUUGUCAUGGCCCUGUGGCUAUGGCUAGAACACAUUGGCUACCCUAACCUCAUUCACACUAUCAUGCAACUAAAAAACCAGCCUUCCCUCGUGGCCGCUGCGGUCGACGAGGCCGCCGCAUGCCUCAUAUUCCUCGAGACAGAAAACUUCAGCAGUGGCCUUGGCGGUGGCGGUGGCGGAGGCUUAUUCUUAACGAAAAAGUUAAUCCAAAGAGACAUCUCAAUUAGAAUCUUCCAUGAGAGAAGGUACACUGCACUUGCCGGAAUCAAAAGCAUUCUUAAAAACAUAUGCAGUAGAAUCUUCUUAGACAUCUUGCAUGGUAAUAAAAAUAUUCUCCAAAAAAGAAAUAAAAAUAAUAAUCAUCACAAAAAUGGCAACGUUCUUGUUAUCACGUCAUCAAAGAAAAGGCAUAAUAGUAAUUUCACUAAUUUGUCUACUUCCCCGGGUUUUCGCCACACUUUCUUUGGCGACAUUAUUGACAUGAUGAUGACACCACCGCCGCAAUUAGUAGAGGCCUCAUCUUCAAAUCUCGGUUUGCUUCAUGAGAAUAAUAUAUGGAAUGGGAAGAGGCCCUCCGAUGAUGUUUGCAAAGAGGAUAGAACAAUGUUCUUGACAUUCUCUAGAGGCUUUCCGGUGUCGGAGAAGGAAGUCAGAGAAUUGUUUGGGGAUGAAUGUGUGGAGAGUGUAACCAUGGGUGGCGGCGGCGGCAACGAUGGUCGCCAGAAAUUGUAUGCGGUGAUGGUGCUAAAGAAGGUGGCCACGGUGGAUCGGAUUCUCAAUGGUAAAAGGAUUGCAAAGCAUCAAAUUAACGGCAAACAUAUUUGGACUCGCAAGUUUGAAUUUCACUCUUAUUGUUAAGAUGUAUAAGAUUAUAUAUUUAAUUAAGCACUAAGUUAUUGGUUCAAAAUGAAGUACUUAUUGUUAGGAAUUAGAAUCUAUGUUAUAUUAUAUUUGUGAUCCUUCUUAAUCAGCAGAACUUUUCUUUCUGCACAACUUUGUUUAAUUUGUAUCAGUGUAAUGCUUCCAUUAUAAGCGAAGCAAGAAAUAUGUAUAUGGUAUGGCUAUCAUAUAAAUUAUGGUGAGUAUGAUGGUUAUAAAUUACACUUAA